Talaromyces marneffei is the source of this 879-nucleotide messenger RNA. RefSeq lists its product as uncharacterized. The record is from RefSeq and is a predicted model, not a curated record. The transcript is spliced from 4 exons. Bases 1 to 879 code for a protein of 292 amino acids. NCBI's taxonomy places the organism in Eukaryota, Fungi, Ascomycota, Eurotiomycetes, Eurotiales, Trichocomaceae. Gene Ontology annotation, cellular component: fungal-type vacuole; plasma membrane.
AUGCCUACCCCAUUGGAAAUCGAACUUCGAAGUCAAUGCUAUGCAUACGACCCGGCACUUGAGGUCGACACCAACUUUGGCUACGUCCCAUCGCUCGCUGCCGGGAUUGUCUUCACCACGCUAUUCGGCCUGUCGAUGAUCGCGCACACUGUACAAUUCAUUUGGACACGAUGGUGGUGGUGUUCUGUUUUCUCCGUUGGAGCUUUAGUCGAGGUUCUAGGCUGGGCAGGGCGAACCUGGUCUUCUCAGUGUCCAUAUGAAGCGACACCCUUCCUUAUGCAAAUAUCUACUCUCAUCAUCGCACCCGCCUUCUUCACAGCCGGUAUCUACGUCCUUCUAGGACGUCUCAUUCAAAUCCUCGGCCGCUCAUCCUCUAUACUAAGCCCCUCGCUUUAUCUCUGGAUCUUCUCCGCCUGCGACAUCAUCUCACUUGUCAUCCAAGCCGUUGGCGGUGGUAUGGCGUCCGGUCAAGCUGGUAAAAUCGGCGGCGACACCAAGCCAGGGACUGAUAUCAUGGUUGCCGGUAUCAUCUUCCAAUUAGUAUCCAUAACCGUCUUUGCCGUCUCCGCGGUCGACUUUUUGCGUCGUGUCUUGAAGCAACGACUUUUGCAAUCUGUGCAAGGCAGUGUUACGCCGUUGCUGCUUGCUAUGGUGUUUUCGAUCGUUCUGAUCUAUAUCCGAAGUAUUUACCGUGUUGUUGAGUUGGUGCAGGGCUGGUCCGGGUAUUUGAUCACUCACGAGGCUUAUUUUAUUGCCUUGGACGGUUCCAUGAUGGUUCCUGCUGUUGCAAUCUUCAAUAUUGUGCACCCUGGUUCGUUUAUGCCCAAGAGGAAAACGGUCAAUGACUUUGAUGAAUUGUCAAUGAAUGAAAGAUCAUAG